AUGCCAUUGUCUGCUGUUUUGCUUUCUCGGGAGAUUUCUUUGUUGGUCUUCUUUCAUCGUUGCAAAUUCUACCUCCCCACGCUAUACAAAGCCUGCCCUCGAUUGUCAAGUUUACUAUUGUUCAACUUUGGCUCACGCCACUACGUGACGAUGAAGUUUCUCAGUGUUCUUGCGGGCUUCCUGGCCACAAUAACUCAGGUCCAAGCCGCAGCUGUCAUCGCUCACUUCAUGCUCAUCAACACCAAGAACUAUACUCUGAGUGACUUUGAAGAUGACUUCAAGCUUGCCAAGGAUUCACACAUCGACGCCUUCGCCCUCAACAUGGGCUUGACGGACCCUCAUACCCCCGAGGCCCUAGAGGAUGCCUUUACCGCCGCCGCCAAGGUCGGUUUCCAUCUGUUCUUCUCCUUCGACUACCUCGGUGGCUACCACGGUGGUAAGCCCUGGCCCAAGGAGACCAUCCUCGAGAUGGCAGACAAGUAUUUCAAGCACGAAGAGUACUUCAAGUACGCCGACAAGCCCGUGGUAUCUACCUUUGAGGGCACCGAAAACGCAAAGGACUGGAUCGAGAUCAAGGAGAAGACGGGCGCCUUCUUCAUCCCUGACUGGUCAUCCGUCUCACCGGAAGAGGCUCUCGCUCUCGCUGAUGGCGUCGCCGAUGGUCUAUUCAGCUGGAACGCCUGGCCUGUUGGCGACAAGAACAUGGACACCAAGGGCGACGAUGCCUACAUUUCGGCGUUGAAGGGAAAGCCCUACAUGAUGCCCGUCUCGCCCUGGUUUUACACCAACCUCCCCGGAUACAAGAAGAACUGGGUCUGGCGUGGUGAUGACCUUUGGUAUGACCGUUGGGCUCAAGUCCUGGACAAGAAGCCAGCUUUCGUUCAAAUCAUCUCUUGGAACGACUACGGCGAGUCCCAUCACAUCGGCCCCGUCCGCACUAAUGCCCUCGAAGCCUUCGAGGUCGGUGAAGCCCCCUUCAACUACGCCCUCGACCUCCCCCACGACGGCUGGCGCCAGUUCCUCCCUUACCUCAUCGACACCUACAAGGGCGCCAUAGCAGCCACCAUCACAGAAGAAGGCUUCAUGGCGUGGUACCGCGGCUCUCCGGCCCUCGCAUGCGGUGACGGUGGCACGGUUGCCAACUCCGCCAGCCAGUCGCAGCGCACCAUCGCCGUGUCCCAGGUCGUCCAGGAUAGAAUCUUCUUCUCCGCCCUCCUCACCUCCGCGGCCGAGGUCACAGUGUCCGUCAACGGGAAGUCGCAAAAGGGCAGCUGGACCGCUACCCCUGACGGUGGAAAGGGGGUGUACCACGGCAGUGUGCCCUUCACCGAGGGAGGCGAUGUCGUCAUCACCAUGACCAAGUACGGCACCGAGAUCGCCAAGAUUGAGGGCAAGAAGAUCCUGACCAGCUGUCCCAACAACCUGACCAACUGGAACGCCUGGGUUGGAAGCACCAAGGCGCUGCACGUCGACGACCCGAACCCCACACCCACGCAGACUGGCGAUGGACCCAAGAGCACCGCCAACGGCGGUGACAAGUCCGCCGCCACGGCACUGGUAUCCAAGGACCGCGCGGCUGUGUACAUGGUUGUUGCCCUUGCUAGCAUGUUCAUUGCCGGCGUGGUCUGA
Messenger RNA from Colletotrichum truncatum, 1629 nucleotides. Its product is annotated as glycosyl hydrolase family 71 protein. NCBI's taxonomy places the organism in Eukaryota, Fungi, Ascomycota, Sordariomycetes, Glomerellales, Glomerellaceae. The record is from RefSeq and is a predicted model, not a curated record. Gene Ontology annotation, molecular function: glucan endo-1,3-alpha-glucosidase activity.